Molecule: messenger RNA, 1543 nt
Organism: Exophiala oligosperma
Lineage: Eukaryota; Fungi; Ascomycota; Eurotiomycetes; Chaetothyriales; Herpotrichiellaceae
Exons: 2
Coding region: 40-1461 (473 amino acids)
Molecular function (GO): oxidoreductase activity
Source: RefSeq, a predicted model, not a curated record
AGAUAUCAUUGACCUGCAAAUCUCAACAGCAGAUUCGCAAUGUACGACGCCAUCGUGGUGGGGGCAGGUCUUGCUGGCCUACAAGCCGCACUGACGCUGCAGCGUGAGGGACUCAAGUACCUUGUCCUCGAGGCACGUGACAGGGUCGGUGGCAAGACGUUGACGCUCAAGGACAGCAAUGGUAAGAUCAAGUCCGAUCUAGGGGCCGCCUGGAUCAAUGAUACAAAUCAAAGUCGAAUGUGGGAGCUGGCACAGGAGCUCGGGUUGCACACGUAUACUCAAAACACCACGGGAAACGUUGUGGUGCAGGACUUGGACGGGACCCUGGUCGAAUUUCCAUACGGUGAAGUGCCUCAGUAUCCAUCCAAACAAGACACGGAAUCAUGCAUUGCUAUCCGAGACCUGGUCGAGAAACUCUCCACCAGCACAUCGCCGUCAAUCUUCACAGCAGGGCCGCAGCGCAAACAUCUCGACUCGAUCUCAUUCGAGACAUACCUACGCGAGUCAAAGGUGACCGACAAAGCUUUUGCCACCGCCCAGGUCUGGACGCAUGCCAUGCUCGGAGUCGAUCCUUCAGACGUGUCGGCGUUGUGUUUCAUCGAAUACUGUGCAGCCGGCGGAGGGCUCAUGACCAUGCGAUCCGACUGCAAGGAUGGUGGUCAGUACUUGCGAAUUCGGGAAGGGACGCAGGCCUUUUGCAACGGCAUGGCAUCGAAGCUGAAGCCCGGUUCACUGAAAUUGAACAGCCCGGUCGUCGGCAUCGAACAGAAAUCAAAUGGCGUGGUCUCCGUGUCGGCGAAAGCGCCACAAGCUCAAACUUAUCAAGCCCGCAAAGUGAUCGUCUCCGUCCCGACACCUGUUUACAAGACGAUAAAGUUCUCCCCGCCGCUUCCCACGGCCAAAACCGCCGUGCUCAACCAGACGCGGUACGGCUUCUACACGAAAUACAUCAUCAGCUUCUCGAAGCCGUUCUGGGCGGAGAGAGGCCUCUGUGGCCUGGCACAAUCGUUCACGGGCCCGGUCUCGGUUUUCCGAGACACCAGCAUCGGUGACGACAGUCAUUGCCUGACGUGUUUCAUCGGCGGGAAGUUUGGGCGGAGGUGGGCCGCGCUAGACGAAGCGACCAAGAAGUCGACGGUGUUGCGACAGAUCAGCCAGAUGCUCGCGGGCGGAGAAGACGUGACUCCAUACUUCAAGGAAGUGUACGAGUCGCCCUGGAUGGGCGAAGAGUAUGCCGGUUGGGGCUGCCCCUGUCCGUCAAUGCCGCCUGGAGUACUGGGUGACGGCUGGGAGGCCCUCUGUGCGCCAGCCGGCAAUCUUCAUUUCGUCGGCACAGAGUUCAGUACCUACUGGCGAGGGUACAUGGAAGGGGCGGUCCGGAGUGGUGAGAAUGGCGCUUUGGAGAUCAUCAAGGGGCUCAAGGACGAUGGCAAGGAGAGUGGUCUGCGUGCAAAGUUAUAGACGAUAACGAUCUGAUCUGAUUGCUUUCUUGUUACGAUUGCCAAAAAAAAUCUUCUAGAAAGUAGACACAAACAAGCACUCG